AUGGCUGAGAAAGCCGCCUUGCACAAGGUCGACCGACAGACAGGUUCAACGAAACCCCAAGCCCAAAUGCUUUGUCAGCUAGCUCGCUAUACGGCGUUUCGACAAACGACUGUCCCAAAGAGCUUGCAGAUGUCCGUCCGCGUCGAGUUUGUGCCUAUUCAUCAUCGCCUCUUGCAAUCGGGGACUAGGCGUCUCCCAGAAAGACCCCAGGCGUUGAGUAUCACAAACGAACGGGCUCUUUUGUUUAAACAUGUGCCUGUAUGGGCAUUGCCUAUCCUGCGCGGUCACGCAGGCACGCAGAUUACCCCCAGGCCGCUGUACCAAAGUUGCGGGCCAGGACGGCGGGCCGCGGCGGAUGGGCCCAUGCAUCGACGCACGAGCUCCGGCUGGUCGGCGUCGCGAACGGUCGAGAUGACUAUGAUAGGCUACUUAUGGUAGAAGUGACAUAGAGACGAUGGUGGAUACGCGCAUAUACGGGCCAUCUUGGAUGGAGCGAGUUGUCUGUUCUCUUGCCGACGCCAGGCCGUUUAAUCUAGAGAUAGAAGCAUGGCGCGGAACGGGAGUGUGGCUGAGACAAAACUGCUGUUGAAUGCCUUGUCUUGAUGGACCGAGAGCAGAGCUCAUCGGUCCGAGACAAUCAGUCGGUGGGAGAAAGGGACGAAAG
This is a messenger RNA of Gaeumannomyces tritici R3-111a-1, 664 nucleotides long. RefSeq lists its product as hypothetical. The record is from RefSeq and is a predicted model, not a curated record. The coding region runs from base 1 to 438 and encodes 145 amino acids. Lineage: Eukaryota; Fungi; Ascomycota; Sordariomycetes; Magnaporthales; Magnaporthaceae. The transcript is spliced from 2 exons.